Molecule: messenger RNA, 4434 nt
Organism: Amphiprion ocellaris (clown anemonefish)
Lineage: Eukaryota; Metazoa; Chordata; Actinopteri; Pomacentridae
Gene: tax1bp1a
Product: Tax1 (human T-cell leukemia virus type I) binding protein 1a
Exons: 19
Coding region: 272-3148 (958 amino acids)
Source: RefSeq, a predicted model, not a curated record
ACCACACAGUCAUGCAAAGGAAGAGACGCAGCAUCGUCAGAGCUUUGACAACAACGGGGACACUGGCAAAAACAUCGGCCUGCCCGGCACAAACUCAUUCUUUUUCGCAAGUACAAAUCAAAUGAAAAGGGCUGCCUCUGCCUGGUUAAAGAAGAAGUCUUUGUCCCACCAUGACAUCACCAUCUCUGACUUGACAGAGCUCCUCCAGGGCCUCAGAAGACAUAUUACACCACAGUUUUCACAGGACAAAUGAAGUGACCAACAGGAUACAAUGUCAUCAUUCCAGGUGGUGGAUUCAUCGCCGGGCAGCAGCGUCAGCAUCAUGGAAACAUCCAACUUUGCCCAUGUCAUCUUCCAGAAUGUGGGAAAGAGUUUCCUACCCCAGGCACCCUUGGAGUGCCGUUACACCCUGACCCCUUACAUUGCUCCUCACCCCAAAGACUGGGUGGGCAUUUUCAAGGUGGGUUGGAGCACAGCCAGGGACUACUACACCUUCCUUUGGUCUCCUAUGCCUGAAAACUAUGAACCAGGAAGUACUGUGCACAGGACUGUGGUAUUUCAAGGAUAUUAUGUUCCCAAAUCUGAUGGCGAGUUUUACCAGUUCUGUUAUGUCACUCAUGCUGGUGAUAUCAGAGGAGCCAGUACACCCUUCCAGUUCAGGUCAGCCACGCCCACCGAAGAGCUGCUGACUGUUACAGAGGACGACAGCAACUCAGACAUACUGGUCGUCACCACUAAGACUGGCCUGCUAGAGCGUGUAGAGGAGGCACAGCAGGAGCGCAGGGAACUGCUGAAGGCCAUGCGUCUCCUGCAGGAGGAGAAACAACAGCUGCAGGAGGAGCAGAAACGCCUGGCCAGGGAAAGGGAGCAGGAGAGGGAGACAUGCUGCCUGUUGCGGACACAUAACCAGGAGCUGCUGCGCUCAUCGCAGGGCCUGUCAGAAGAGAGGGAGGAGGUGAGGAGGAGGCUGACAGAGGCCACGGACAGGGUCCGCCAGCUGGAGGAGGACCUCCUGGGAGUCACUCAGAGAGGCCUGCAGAAGGAGACGGAGCUGGAUUGUCUGCGUGACCGUUUGAAGAAGCUGACGGCAGAGAGAGACAGUCUAGAGAGCCAGCUGAAGAAUGAGAAGGAUGAGCGAGAUCUCUAUAAGGCCCACCUGCGCAGUACAGAGCUGGAGAACACGAAGCUGAGUGCAGAGCUGCAGAUGCUGAAGGCAGUGGAGCUGAACCGAGAGGUGACCAUUGCUCAGUUCCAGGAGGAGCUGGAGAGGCUCAGGGCCUGCGUUGCCCAGCGAGAUAGUCUGGAGAAAGAGCUGCUGGCACACAAAGCAGACAAGGCAGAGCUGGCCCGUGUACGUGAGCAGCUCCGUCAGGCUGAAGAGCAGCUUCAGGCGUCCCGGCAGCAGGCCUCCUUACUAGCUUCGGAGCUCCGCGACUCAGCCAGCGCCCGAGACCACACGAUGACUGAGCUGUACCGCGCCCGCGUGGAGGCUGACAAGCUCCGUGCCAGUCUGGCUGAUGCUCAGGCAGAGUGCCAACGCAUGGAGAGCCAGCUUGACCGCAUGAGGAGCACUGCACAGAAGGAAGUGGGUGUUGGGACCAGUGGGGAUCUGACGCCCAGCAUGAUGGUGGUGUCAGAGGCAGAGGCCGAGCUGCAGAGGGAAGUGGAGGAGCUGAAGCUGCGACUCCACAUGGCCGCUGAGCACUAUAAGGAGAAAUACCGGGAGUGUCAGCGCCUCCGCAGACAGGUUGCCAAACUGAACACAGCGGAGUCACAGGGAGAGCCAAAGAGAAAUGCAUCCACUGAGACGACACUGGAGCCACUGACCCCCAGUCCAGAGUCUCCUACAGCAGGAAAUAUAGCUGCUGCAGUCCUACAAGAAGCCACGGAGAUGACAAUCACUCCAGAACUCAAUAACGAACAUCCCACAUAUGCUGACGAACGCAUCAGCACAGAGAAGGAGGAAAGACAGAGAGAGAACACGCUGAAGGAGAAAACUGAGGUGGAGGCUGAAAGGGAAGUGAAACGAAAGGAAGCCAGUGAAAACAAGGAAAAUGAAAAAGAGGAGAAGAAGGAGAGCCUGCCAGAGGAGAGCCUGAGGAUGACGAGCUGGGUGGAGGUGGAGAACGAGAGGCUGAGUGCUGAGGAGAACAGUGAAGGGGAAAGGGCACCGAAGGCAGAGGAAGCGAGGGAUGGCGUGGAGGAGCAGGGGCUGCUGGAGGUGGAGGGGAGGAGCAUGGAGGAGGCAGAGCAGGAACAGACUCGCUCGGUGGAGGAGGAGCUGGCGAUGAUGGAGGAGAAAUGGAGGGAGCAGUGUGCAAUCAACGAGACGCUCAAACAGCGGCUGGCCGACGAGGAGGAGAGAUUCAGAGUGCAGAUGGCGGAGCGAGCCAGUGAGGUGACCGAACUGAAACGCAACCUGGCCCAGGCUCUUAGAGACAAAGAGCAGCUGCAGGAGGAGCUGCAGCGCUUCGUGUCCAGACAGAGGGAGCAGGAGGCUGGCGCUCAGGGUGCUGAGGUCAGGCAGCCGAUGGUGCUGCGCUACCCCCUGCCCUACCCCCAGGACCCCUCCCCUCCACCGCUGGUGCCCCAGAGGCCCGCUGAGCUGCAGUACGGCAAUCCCUACUCCACUGACACCACAAGAGAUCGGGUGGAUGUCGCGCUGUCUCCUGAGCACAUGCCCCGUCCUCCACCUGAGGCUCCACCCUGCGCCCAUCCCUGCGCGCCCCCAAUCACACCUACCAGACCCAGUCUUGGAGCGCCGGGCUGCGAUCGAGAGGUGGUCUGCAUUCAACCCUCCCGCAGCACAAGCCCUCCUGAGAGCCUCGAGCAUCCGCCAGAGGAGCCACAGAAUGUGGGUGAUGGGGCUCAGCCAGCCUGUGACCAUCAGUCCAAAAGACGCAGUGAAGCAAGGAGCAGCUUCUGCUUCGACUCCAGUACUGAUGUUCACAAGCGCUGCCCGCUAUGUGAGGUGAUUUUCCCGCCACACUUUGAGCAGCGCAGCUUCGAGCAGCACGUGGAGAGCCACUGGAAGGUGUGUCCCGUCUGCUCCGAGCAGUUCCCCCUCAACUGUCAGCAGCAGCUCUUCGAGAGGCACGUCCUCACGCACUUUGACGGCCACGUGCUCAACUUCGAGCAGAUCGAAUGAAGGGUGUCGAGGGCAAAAGCUGGGAAUUCUGACCUACUGUAUGGGUAAAUGUGUGUCGUCAGGUUUUAGUUCACUUUGAUCGGGGUUCGGUUAAGUUGUCUCGUUAAAAUACAAUCAUUAGCACUUUCUUGCAAUCUUAAAGGUCUGAAAGAAUGUAGUCGACUUCUGAAAAGGAAGCAGCACUGCGGCGGCUGCUCCACUGAGGUUUAUGUAGGGUAGCUUUCACAUUAAUACACAAUGAACAACGGAUCAUUAACGUUCGGGAGUAGUGCCAUGAUCCUUUACUUUUUAUCGUUUUUAUGCUCAUGGUUUUGCUUCAAGGAACUAAAGCUCCAUUUGAAGUGCAUGCAUAUAUUCUCUGUUCAAAAACAAUCAUGGCCACAUAAUUUCUUCCUACUUUUUGAGAUGAAUUGUAGCAGAAGGUUUAACUUGGGCUUUUGGGGGGAUCAUUUAAAUCUACAGUAAGUGAUAAAGCAGCCAAGACAGUGCGUCAUCUUUCAAAUGUGUGGUAAGACAGUUAAGAAAAUGAUUUUUAAAAGUGUAAAUGCAGAGUGAGAGCUGAAUAUGUGACAUGUUAAAGAGUCACCUGAGUGUGUAUAUAAAUCUGAAGAACCGUGUGCUGUACUAUUGUACGUAUGACAGUGAUGGUUUCAACAGACUGAGCACUACAUUUUCAUGUAUCUGCACUAAAUAAGGCUUUAUUCUGAAUGUACUGUACAUAAAUGAAAAUAAGUUGUGGAGAGACCCGUGAAUUACUGUCGUGAACCUGCCUCCCUUCCUCAUUGUUACCUCCUUCAUCUUUUAGUGAUGAAAGAAGGAUGGACAAAUGAUGGUUUUUAUUUUCCUUGUGUGCACUUUCUGCUCUUAGGUCAGUCGUAAGAAGCUGGGCCGAGAGAAAACAAACCAUGUUUUAGGCAAAUAGACUGCAGGACACGGAUUUACAGACACUUUUAUUGUUAUGUACUUUCAUGUUUUAAAGUUAGGACUGUGAAGAAAAAGUCAUUGCUUUGUGCGCAAGUCUGUCAGCCCUCAUGACUGAAUGUCAUUUAUAUGUUUGUCUUCACAGGGCUUCACACCACCGCUUGUCUAUUUUUCGGUCAUUACAGUGUUCCCUGACAGUGUUGUAUUCAGGCUUUAAAAACUGCACAUGCCCAGUAAUCACAAGGCAAAUCUGUGUGUGUAUGUCAUGUGUCCGAUGCAGCACUUUUCACGUGAGAAUGUCUGGACGGUGGUUUAAGUGUGUACUGCAAAGAUCUUUAUGAAUAAAGUAAGCUUGUCUAAAUGCA